Molecule: messenger RNA, 619 nt
Organism: Pistacia vera
Lineage: Eukaryota; Viridiplantae; Streptophyta; Magnoliopsida; Sapindales; Anacardiaceae
Product: dormancy-associated protein 2-like
Exons: 2
Coding region: 18-485 (155 amino acids)
Source: RefSeq, a predicted model, not a curated record
UUCAGGAUGAAGACACCAUGAAUUAUCAAGAACAUGAAACUGGGGAUAAUCAAUCUAGUCCUGCUGAGGAACUUCAAAAGGAUGAAUUGGAGACAGAAAACCUUGCAGAAGGUGUCUCAGUCCAAGAAGAACAAGUCAAAGAGGAGGCAGAGUUCGAGCAAAAUCAUGGAGAUGGAGAGCCUAAGGAGCAACAACAGUAUGUUCCCCGAAGACCCUAUCAGAAUCAAAGAGGUGGUCGCGGUGGUGGUGGUGGUGGUGGCCGUAGGGGCUAUUCAAAUGGUCGUGGAGGUCGUGGCAGUGGCAGAGGAGGUGGAGGCUACCAGAAUGGCCGCAACCAAUAUUAUGAUCAGCCUGGUAACUAUUAUCCAAGGAACUACUAUAACAAUAGGGGAAGGGGAGGCAGGGGUGGUGGGCACCCUUACAAUAACCAUGGUGGGGCAGUUCAAGGUGGUUAUGCGGCAGCUGACCUUGGUGUGAAAUCAUGAUAUCAUCCCUGGUUAGGUGUCUAUAGGGUGUCUGAUUACUAGCUUAUGUGGUGGGUGGUAAAAAUGUUCUUUUCCUUUUUGAGACUUGCAUGAAACAUGAAACAUGGUUUUAAUGUGGGUUGAUGUCUCGUUAA